Molecule: messenger RNA, 2322 nt
Organism: Populus trichocarpa (black cottonwood)
Lineage: Eukaryota; Viridiplantae; Streptophyta; Magnoliopsida; Malpighiales; Salicaceae
Exons: 8
Coding region: 1-2322 (773 amino acids)
Source: RefSeq, a predicted model, not a curated record
AUGGUACGCACAAGAAAAGGUGCAACGACAGGUGAAGACUUUGAAGAGAGACAGACAGAGGACCCGUUAGAGGAUACUGCCUCUCAUGUGCCUCUGAUAACUCACCAGUCGAGAUUAGGGGAGUCAGCGAGACUCCAUGAUGAUACUGAAUUGAGACAGACUGAGGGAUCACAACUUGGGGGUUUGAAUCAGCAGAGACAGGGAGUCGUACCCCUAGCUACGACACCAGUACCUGCAGCGAUGCCUACGUUACAUGCUGACCCAGCACUCAUAGCUCAGAUAGUGAGGGCAGUAAUCGAGGCGAUGCUUGGUGCCUCGGCCCCGACAGCUCCAGUAGCACCGGCAGUACAGACAAUACUUGUAGCUACCGCCCCUGUUGAUAGUGUGGUUACAUUAGUGCGGACUAUAAAUAGUGUGAGAGAAUUAGGGUGUGAACCUUUCUUGGGUGAACCAGAUGCUGAAAUAGCUGGUAGAUGGCUACGCACAAUUGAGGAUACUGUGGAUCAUAUGCAAGUAGCAGAGGGCUUACGAGUGAAUUGUGCUGCCCAUUUGCUUUCAGACAGGGCGCGGUCUUGGUGGGAUACGGUGAGGUCAAGGAGACCUGCAGGGUCCUGGUCUUGGGCAGAGUUUAGAGAACAGUUUGAGCAUCAGUUCUACUCCUCCUAUCAUCAAAAAAUUAAAGAACAAGAGUUUCUAGCCUUGAAACAAGCGGACAUGUCAGUGCUUGACUGUGAAAGGAGGUUUCAUGACCUUUCCAUGUUUGCUUCACAUUAUACCCCUAGUGAACAACAUAGGGUUGAAAGACUACGGGAUGGACUGCGACAAGAGUUAAGGCAAGGAUUGGUUGCCUUUAACUUUGGGACUACCAGAGAGCUUAUUGAGGCAGCAGAGGCCCUUGAGGCAUGUUUGAGGGAAGGCCAACAAGGACAAUAUGGUUUGGGUAAGCGGAAGGAAGCAGAGUAUACCUCUGGCAGACCCCUUCUGCCUAAAAGAGGACAUUUUCGGAGGAAUUGCCCUUGUAGGGCUGAGAUCAAUCUGAAUCAGCAACAGCAGGCUCAGAGUCAGCAACAAUCUGCCACUGUAGACAGACCAGCUCGACAUACAUUAUCUGGGGUUCAACUUGUUAUAAAUAGGUGUGAAAUGAAAGUAGAUUUAUUACCCUUAGAGUUACAUGACUUUGAUGUCAUUUUAGGGAUGGACUGGUUGAGUAUGAAUAAAGCUCAAAUGGACUGUUUUGCAAAAACAGUAACUUUUCAUGGAACUGGUGGUAGGAAAAUUGUAUUUAGAGGAGAGAGAAAUGUCAUUCCAAAUUGUAUUGUCUCGGCUAUGACUGCGAGAAAGAUGAUAAAGAAAGGGUGUGAAGCUUACCUUGCAUUGGUCAUGGAGACAAAAAAGGAGGGCAUUCAAUUAUCAGACAUUUCGGUAGUUAGAGAAUUCCUUGAUGUGUUUCCGAAUGAGUUGCUGGGGGUACCUCCAGAAAGGGAAGUUGAAGUCACUAUUGACAUAUUACCUGAUACAUCUCCAAUAGCUCAGUCACCAUACCGGAUGGCACCAGCAGAAUUGGCAGAGUUCGCUGUGGGUAAUGGUUCGGCUAAGAGGUUGGUGGAGACGAAGUCUGUAGGGGAAAGUUCGGUGGAAAGGCUGGGGCUUGGCAAGCCAACAACUGCUAGUUUGGAGAUGAGGAAGAUUGAAGAUCGAGAAGGAGAGGAGGACUUUGCUUUGGUUGAAGUAAAUGGUCUUUUUGUGUGUGCUGGUCUGUGUGGGGGAAAAAGGUUUGACAAGCAAGAUGUUCAUUCAGUUCCGGAUUCUCCUAUAUUGGAGACUACAUCGUCGUUUGGUUCGACUUCUUCUUCGCCUUCGCUUGCGAAUUUGCCUCCGAUAAGGGUUCACAUGGAGGAUGGUGGUGGGGUUAGAGAUCAGAAAGUGGUGGGGAUCGAGGAUCAACUUGCUCAAAUGACUGUUGGUGGUGGUCGUGUCGGGCAGAGGCAAGAUAAAGGAUUUGCGGCUCUGUCAUCGCCGCCGUCGAUGCCUAAAGCCACCGCAGCCAUAACCUCAGACGCAGAUGCAGACUUUGACUCCCCAGAAUCAACAGAGCUGGUUUUGGAGAUGCUGAACAACAAUGAAGUGGUACUGCCUGUGGAGGCGUCCCCAUUGUUACUAGGGUUUGGAAGGAGUCCAAUGGUGAGGCAGUUGAGGAUAACGAACUCAUCAUUUCCAUUGAGAGAUCUUGAUGAUGAUAAUGGUUUUGUGGACAAAAAAGCUGAAGAGUUUAUUGAGAAGUUCUACAAGGAAUUGAGGCAGCAAAAAAGAACGAGUGGCUAA